AUGCCGGAAUUGACAAACAGUUUCUUAAUCAAUAUUGGAGUCAAAGACCAGAAGGAGGGGAAAAGAAGUAAGAAAUGUCAGCAAUACGGCCACUCAUGUCUUGGCGGACAUGGAAAAAGGAGUCAAGAAUUGUCGCCCGGAAUGGUUCAACACAUCUCGGAGUUGCAGCGGAUUAAUGACCCACUCUUAGAGCGAAUGGCAAACCUUUUAAGGAUUAUUAUCACACAACGGAUGGAUACCCUUCAAAGACAACCCGAUAAUGAACUGCAAACACAAAUGGAUUUUGAAGUCACCAAAUAAUAAUCUUAUACUUAAUUUUUUGUAACUUUAUUCCAAUACCCGUCCCUAUAUGAACGAC
Molecule: messenger RNA, 358 nt
Organism: Oppiella nova
Lineage: Eukaryota; Metazoa; Arthropoda; Arachnida; Sarcoptiformes; Oppiidae
Source: the annotation of a GenBank genome assembly